Capronia epimyces CBS 606.96 is the source of this 783-nucleotide messenger RNA. RefSeq names its product 1-(5-phosphoribosyl)-5-[(5-phosphoribosylamino)methylideneamino] imidazole-4-carboxamide isomerase. Bases 1 to 783 code for a protein of 260 amino acids. The record is from RefSeq and is a predicted model, not a curated record. Gene Ontology annotation, biological process: L-histidine biosynthetic process; L-tryptophan biosynthetic process. Lineage: Eukaryota; Fungi; Ascomycota; Eurotiomycetes; Chaetothyriales; Herpotrichiellaceae. Gene Ontology annotation, molecular function: 1-(5-phosphoribosyl)-5-[(5-phosphoribosylamino)methylideneamino]imidazole-4-carboxamide isomerase activity. The transcript has 3 exons. Gene Ontology annotation, cellular component: cytoplasm.
AUGACCCGCUUCCGACCAUGUAUCGACCUGCACGCAGGCCAGGUGAAGCAGAUCGUCGGCGGGACUCUCAGCACGCAAGAAAGCGAGCUCAAGACGAACCACGUCUCGCACCAUCCGGCCGAGUACUUCGCCGAGCUGUACCGCGCCGCCAACCUGGCCGGCGCCCAUGUCAUCAUGCUCGGGCCGGGCAACGACGACGCCGCCCGCGCCGCUCUGGCAGCCUGGCCCGGCCAUCUGCAGGUAGGAGGGGGGAUCACCAACGGCAACGCGAAGCAAUGGAUUGAGGCUGGUGCGGAAAGGGUCAUCAUCACGUCGUUUCUUUUCCCCGCCGGCCGUUUCUCUCUGGAGAGACUGCAAGCCGUGCUCGCGGCCCUGGACAACGACAAGUCCAAGCUCGUCAUCGACCUCAGCUGCCGCAGGAAAGACGACACCUGGUUCGUCGCCAUGAACAAGUGGCAGACCAUCACCGAGAUGGAAAUCACCAAAGAGAGCAUUGCAGCGCUCGAACCCUAUUGUUCGGAAUUCCUGAUCCACGCAGCCGACAACGAAGGCUUGCAGCAAGGCAUCGACACCGAGCUGGUCUCCAAGUUGGCCGAAUGGUGCUCUAUCCCAGUGACCUAUGCCGGGGGCGCCCGCACCGUGGAGGAUCUCGACCUCGUCAGGAAACGCAGCAAUGGCAAAGUCGACCUGACUAUCGGAAGUGCGCUCGACAUCUUUGGCGGGAGCGGAGCAUCCUUCGAAGACUGCGUCAGAUGGAAUCAAGACAAUGCAUCAUCAUCAUGA